CGGCUGCAUACGUGCCAUACUUUAGUUGAAACUUGUGAUUACGAACACACGACAUGUCACGAAUUGCUUUUCUUUUCCUCAUUACUAUCAUGACAAUCACUGUCAUUGAUGUAAAUUGUCAGGAUGGGGAGAGGAAUUGUGGACCGAAUGAAACCUGGGAUUCAUGUGGUUCAGGCUGUGGCGAAGCUACUUGUCAUAAUCCUCGUCGAACCAAAGGAGUUAUGUGUCCUGCAGUGUGUGUCCCCGGAUGUUUCUGCAAUCGAGGAUGGAUCAGAAGUGAACCUAGGGGUUCAUGCGUUCGAAGCUGCUUCCCUUGACUUUAAUUACUGACGUUAUAAAAAACGGCGAUUAAUUCAGUUCGAAAACGCAGUCGACGAUUGACACUCUAUAUUUAUAUUUUUCUUUCUCGUUAAAUCUCUCCUAGGAUCUCCGAUCAUUAGCGAUGAUUAUUACCAAUGAUAGAAGAUAAUUCAAAUGAAAACUAACAAUUAAAAUUGGAAAUAGAAUAUAUAAUAAACAUUUGCAAGUGGAA
Fopius arisanus is the source of this 532-nucleotide messenger RNA. Its product is annotated as chymotrypsin-elastase inhibitor ixodidin-like. Bases 54 to 317 code for a protein of 87 amino acids. The record is from RefSeq and is a predicted model, not a curated record. NCBI's taxonomy places the organism in Eukaryota, Metazoa, Arthropoda, Insecta, Hymenoptera, Braconidae. The transcript is spliced from 3 exons.